Messenger RNA from Adineta steineri, 1353 nucleotides. NCBI's taxonomy places the organism in Eukaryota, Metazoa, Rotifera, Eurotatoria, Adinetida, Adinetidae. The record is from the annotation of a GenBank genome assembly.
AUGACUGCGAGCAAUCAUGUUUUAUCGGAUUUUGCUAAUAUAAAUCGACGUUUAUGGAAUGACAAGGUUGAUUAUCAUGUUGCUUCGACUAUGUAUGAUGUUUCUGGAUUUCUUCAGGGCAAUGAUUCAUUGAACUCGAUUGAAAUCGACCUAUUAGGCAAUAUUCAAGAAAAACGUAUCAUUCAUUUACAAUGUCACUUUGGACUUGAUACGCUUUCACUUGCUCGACGUGGUGCAAAACAAGUGAUAGGAGUUGAUAUUUCUGAAAAAGCAAUUGCAAAAGCUCAAGAGUUAGCGACUGCCACAAAUCUAACUGUAUCAACUCAAUUUAUUUGCUGCAAUAUCUAUGAUUUACAUCAACAUUUAUCGUUGCAUGAAUCCGAAAAUCUCUUUGACAUUGUUUUUGCUUCUUAUGGUACAAUUAAUUGGUUACCCGAUAUCAAUCAAUGGGCUCAUAUUGUUUCCAGUUGUUUGAAGCCAAAUGGAAUUUUUGUUAUGGUCGAAUUUCAUCCAAGUUUAGAUAUGUUCAACGAAGACUAUACACGUAUUGAAAACUCGUAUUUUAAUCAAGGACCGAUUGUGAGUGAACGCGAAGGUACUUAUGCUGAUCGUACAGCACCCAUUCGUAAUCAAAGUGUAGAAUGGUGUCAUAAUCUAAGCGAUGUUAUUCAAGCACUCAUACAAAAUGGACUACGUAUUGAAACUAUCAAAGAAUUUGAUUAUUCACCAUACGACUGUUUUCCUAAUUCGGUGAAAACAACCGAUGGGUUCUAUCAAAUCAAAGGAUUAGAAAAGAAAAUACCGUUGGGAUUACUUGAUAUAUUACGCAAACUUCGUUCGACUCCACAAGAUGAACUUCGUAUUUUACUUUUGGGUCUUGAUAAUGCUGGAAAAACAACAUUACUCAAAGUUCUUGCUUCAGAAGAUAUUUCACAUAUAACACCAACACAAGGUUUUAAUAUUAAAAGUGUGCAAUCAACUGGCUUUAAACUUAACGUUUGGGAUAUUGGCGGUCAGCGAAAAAUACGUCCAUAUUGGCGCAAUUAUUUUGAAAAUACGGAUGUUUUAAUUUAUGUUAUUGAUAGUUCUGAUCGAAAACGUUUUGAUGAAACAAAUCAAGAACUAUCGGAAUUACUAGAAGAAGAAAAAUUACAUGGUGUACCAUUACUUGUUUUUGCUAAUAAACAAGAUUUAUUAAAUGCUGCUAAAGCAUCAGAUAUAACUGAUGGUUUAUCAUUACAUCAAAUUCGUGAUCGACCCUGGCAAAUACAAGGCUGUUCAGCGUAUACAAAAGAAGGUGUUAAAGAAGGUUUGGAAUGGAUAUCAAAAACUGUCACAAAAAAUAAAAAAUAG